Molecule: messenger RNA, 3543 nt
Organism: Danio rerio (zebrafish)
Lineage: Eukaryota; Metazoa; Chordata; Actinopteri; Cypriniformes; Danionidae
Source: RefSeq, a predicted model, not a curated record
UGUGUAUGUGGGUGUGUUCUUUUCCAGUGAGCCGCUCCGGUUAGUCACUCAGUUUUAGUUUGAGAAGUGUUUAAGAAGGAAUGAGCGCGAUUUGCGUGGCGUUUGGAGCAUUUAAAGUAUUUUCAACACGCCGAUCUUUUGUUAUAUAUAUAGGUAAUACACAUUUAACAAGAAACGUAAACGCGUUUUUGGAAUUAGCCGACUGUUUCGCCUUAUUGAGCGAAUUAAAGCGAAUGGUUAGGCAGCGACAGUGACUCGUGCUGAUUCAAGUUAAAUCUUACUGUAUUUUUUCGCUGAUAUAAAGCUCAGUUUUUGGAUGUGUCAGAGUUUCUUUUCAAAUGUCGUGGACGAGCACCAUGAGUAGUGGAUACAGUAGUUUGGAAGAGGAUUCAGAGGAAUAUUUUUUCACUGCCAGAACUUCUCUGUUCAAGAAGCCUUUGCUUAAACCUCCGAACCUCAAGGAUGUGGAGAAAGAGAAGGAGCUGCGAACUCAUCUCACUUUUGAGGAGAUCAGACAGAAGGUGGACCGGUACAACAGAGACUCACGAGACUUCUACAAAAUGUCACUGAGUUCCAGUGGCACAUACACUGGCUUCAUCAACGUGCAGAUGGACCUGCGGCGGCCCAUUACUGUUAAAGGAGGAGGCGCAGGAGGAGUCAAAGCAAAGGAGGCCUUUUACCUGCCCCGCGGCUCCAUCAACACCCUGCACAUCAGCAACAGCAACACGGUGCGACAGGUGAUCGAAGCCCUGCUCAAGAAGUUCACCGUCGCAGACAACCCUGCCAAAUUCGCCCUCUACAAACGCUUCAGCAGAGAAGACCAAGUUUACACCUGUAAGCUCUCCGAAGAAGAGCACCCUCUGUUUCUGCGUCUGGUGGCAGGACCGAAUACAGACACGCUCAGCUUUGUACUCAAAGAGCAGCAAACCGGUGAAGUCAUGUGGGACGCCUUUUCCAUCCCUGAACUGCAAAACUUCAUCCGCAUCCUGGAAAAAGAGGAGCAGGACCAGAUGUGCUCCAUAAGCAGACGCUACAACACGUAUAGAGAGAAACUGGAGGAGGCCAUGAAAACCGCGGCAGGACGUCCUGGAUAAAGCCAACAUACAGUACAGAGUAACAAACGAACUGUAGCGCUGCUGCCUCUAGUGGUCACUGCGUGUCAUGAACACUCAUUACUGUGCCAACAGGACACCAGAAACUCACAGGAGUUAAAACUGACCUCCCACAAUGCACCCCGUGUGCCAUAUUUACCAUCGUUUUCCACUCUUUCACACUUAUUUCUCUUCCCUUACCUCUCGUGGAAACAAUCGGAGCGUAUUUAAUUGGAUGCUGUGGUUUGUACAUAUUUUUGUUUGUUGUUUUAAUUUAUGUUCGUUUAUUUUACUGAAGAGUCUUAUUUUAUUUCAAGCGCACGCAGACGGAUGGGAAUCGGGGAUUAUUUUUUAGAUUCUAGUUAUUUUAAAUACCAAAUGACCUAAAACGGACGUACCCAACCAAAGACAAUGUUAGGCUUUGACGUGCUGUCGACAAAUGUAGAGCAGACGGACAGGAAGGGUUUGUUUAUUGUUGGAUGCGGUGAUGUAGGGACAGGAAAUGAGAUGCGAGUUGCUAAACAAAUGGCAUCAGUGCAUUUGUUUUUAUUCAAUCAGAGAAUGAGAUGUAGGUUAUGGAAGUGGGAUUUGAGGAAGUCGUUGAUGGAAAUGUUGGAAAGUUUGCUUAAAUGAUUGUUUUUGGGGACUUUUUUGGCGAACGCUGGGUCAAAAUGACCUUUUCCAAAGCUAAUAGCAUCUGCAAAUUUAAAUUAAAAGGACGUCUUCAAGAUAAACGACUGAAUAUGGCAGUAAUUCAUGUUUGUUUUGAAGCUCCAGCCUUAAAAUAGCUACAUGUACUUGGCUGCAGUGUGAUUAUUUGUGCUAGUGAUUUGUGUGUUUAUAUAAUCACGCUGAUCUGCUGCACCAGGAGGAUGCAAAUAAAGUGGUGCACGAUCUGGAGACGUAGCUGGAACUGUUACUGUUGUGAGUUAAUUGAGUACUACUUUGUCACAGCACACAUGGUCAACAUUUAAAGUGAUGCAUAUGUCAGUAGGUGAUUUUAAUAGACGCGUUUAAUCUCUGUAUGCUAGUGCUGCAUGACGGUUUUCUGAUUGGUACUGCAACAUUAUGUCGAUGUAUGGCUGGGGAUAUGGCGCCCUCUUGUGGUUAACUGCUGUAACUACAUCUCUGCAGUUUAGUCGGUGUGCUUUUUUUUUUUUUCGAAAGAAUUUAUUUCUGUAUUAUUAUUUUGUUGUUGUUGAUAUUAUUAUUGGUUUUAUAUUGAAGCUUUUAUUUAGAAGCUUGUGGAAUUAAAAUAAAGGUAAUUGCGACUUUUUGUUUCACAAUUCAGACAAAUUUCCGGAUAUUUACGAAGUUAACGUCUUAUAUUUGGGACUUUCCUAAAAAUGUGACGUUAUUUUGUGCAAUUUUUAAGUUAUAAUCUGCUAAAAGAUUGAAUUGUGAGAGCCUUUAAACCUGCAUUAUAAAAAAAAAACGUCUCAAUUUUUUGUAAAAUAGUCAUUAUAUAAACUAGCUGCCAUUUUGGGACUUUACGAAAUAGUUAAAUUUUCAAAAACGCGUCAGAAUGAUGAAAGAAUAAGUCGCAAAUUCCCAUUUAGUUUCAUGUCAUGGCGGAAAUGGGCUCGGUUAUAUAAACCUCUAACCAAAGAUAUAGUUAUAAUGCGUCGUUUAAUUUAAGUUUGAAAUCAAUUGCCUGGUGCAAUCAGUUUUGUGCGCCUCGAUAAGCCGAGGUUAAAUUACAGUAUGUCUUGGCAACUCUAAUGUAAACACUGGGGUGAAUAUGAAUUAGCUUAAUUAGCGUAUAUCGUUGUGUGAACAUCACGACAGUCUCAAAAUAUAUAUAUAUAUGCAAUGGAAGAGGAUUUGUCAGGGGAAUAAGACCAGUAAUGCUUUUUUUGGGCACUUUAUGUCUAUGUUAAUUCAGGGAAUUAUUUGAUUCGAUUUUAUCAUUAGACUUCUUCAGAUGCCUGUUGUCUUCCACUGUGUUUUAAAUGGCAUUGCAUCUAGUGGAAGGUCUUUUUUUUUUUUUAAUAAUUAAAGCUGUUUCAGUACUUGAUUUUAUUUCAUAAACAAGCUUUUGUUUGUAGAGUAAGACUGUGAAUGAAUGUGAAACUGUAUUGAUGUGUAGUGGAAGGGUUUUAGAUGCACACAUGCAUGUGUUAUAUUAAUUCAUGCAUAUUGUUCAGGCUGUUUUAAGACCUCCGCGGCCGUGUUUAGACCCACAACUCUGCACUUGCCAAAAACUCUCUCUCUUUUGUUUGUUCUGAAAGUUACCUACGUAUGAUAGAGGGUUUGAUGGAUGUUUAUGAAUGAGGUGAGCUUCAUUUUAUAGAAGUCGAUGAGUUUAUUGAGCAUCUGUGUUAUCCUGAUGAAUCCUGAUGUCAUGCUUUUUUUUUUUUUUUUUUUUUUUUGAGGGUUUGUGUUGUAACCAAUCGUGGCCUUUCUUGUUGAAGACAUGGUUUCUUUAAAUAAAGAUGCAAAAUUUCUCAAC